AUGAGGGGCGAAUAUCUGGGCCUGGCACGGAUAGCCUUACUACUGUUGCAGUCGUCAUUCGUACUUAGUCGAAUCGCAUUCGAGAAGCUGACGGAUGUCGAUUUUUCGGGCACUGCGUACUACACCGUGCGAAACCUCUCACUCUACGAGUGUCAGGGAUGGUGCAGAGAAGAACCAGACUGUCAGGCUGCGUCUUUUAGUUUCGUGUUGAAUCCGUUGACUCCAGUGCAAGAGACGCGGUGUUUGUUGCAAAAUGACACCCAAGCAAAUAAUCCUAUGGCCAUACCGCAGCGUUCAGUCAACACAUACUACAUGGUGAAACUCCAAGUGCGGUCAGAAAAUCUGUGCCUCCGGCCUUGGGCAUUCGAAAGGGUGCCAGGCAAGGCGCUCCGGGGACUGGACAAUAGUAUUAUCUACACCUCCACUAAGGAGGCCUGCCUCGCUGCCUGCCUCAAUGAGAAAAAGUUCCCGUGCCGUUCUGCGGAAUAUGAGUAUGGUAGCAUGAGAUGUGCGCUCAGUGAUUCAGAUCGACGCACUGCGCAACAUUUUGUGCAACUAGUCGAUACACCUGGCACUGAUUACUUUGAGAAUUUGUGCCUGAAGGCGUCUCAAGCGUGCAAGGGGCCAAGAAUAUUUACCGCGCCGCGUGUAGGUGUCGCCGAAGACAAAGUGGCCCAGUAUGCCAGUCUACACUACUACACUGACAAGGAGUUACAGGUGACGUCGGAAUCUGCCUGCAAACUGGCAUGCGAGAUCGAAUCGGAGUUUCUUUGCCGGUCAUUCCUCUACCUAGGCGCACCUCAUUCAGCCGCAUACAACUGCCGUCUCUACCAUCUCGACCAUCAUACACUGCCUGACGGGCCAUCCGCAUAUCUUAAUGCUGAGCGACCGCUUAUUGAUGACGGCGAGCCCAUCGGAAAAUACUUCGAGAACUUUUGCGAGAAGCCACCUGCCAAUCCGAGUGGUGAAUUGCCUGUCACAAUAGAACACCAACAGGACACGAACAUGUCCAGCAACUUAUCGAGGAACGACGCCAACUGUGACAAGACUGGGACUUGCUACGACGUAUCGGUGCACUGCAAGGAUACGAGGAUCGCAGUGCAAGUCCGCACGAAUAAGCCUUUCAAUGGAAGAAUUUAUGCACUCGGUCGCUCGGAGACAUGCAAUAUCGAUGUUGUGAACAGUGAUCUAUUUAGAUUGGACCUCACGAUGGCCGGGCAAGAUUGCAAUACACAGAGCGUCACUGGCGUAUAUUCCAACACGGUUGUCCUUCAACAUCACAGCGUGGUAAUGACAAAAGCGGACAAGAUCUACAAAGUGAAGUGUACAUACGACAUGAGUUCGAAGAACAUCACAUUUGGAAUGGUGCCCAUCAGAGACCCCGAGAUGAUAUCGAUCACUGCGGCACCCGAGGCGCCGCCACCGCGUAUCCGCAUCCUGGACAGCCGCCAGCGAGAAGUGGAGACCGUGCGAAUCGGAGACAGGCUUACCUUCCGCAUCGAGAUACCCGAAGACACUCCGUACGGCAUUUUUGCACGCAGCUGUGUUGCAAUGGCGAAGGAUUCAAAGAGCACCUUCCAGAUUAUCGACGACGAAGGAUGUCCAGUUGAUCCUUCGAUAUUCCCAGCGUUCUCACCCGACGGCAACGCUCUCCAGUCAGUGUACGAAGCAUUCAGAUUCACUGAAUCUUACGGUGUCAUAUUCCAGUGCAACGUCAAAUACUGCCUUGGACCUUGUGAGCCUGCAAUGUGCGAAUGGGGAAGAGAAUCGAUUGAGUCCUGGGGCAGAAAGAGACGUUCGUUGCCUCAGAACGAAACAGGUGAACCGCACAACCAAGAGGAAGAUAUGAAUAUCUCCCAAGAGAUCCUAGUUCUCGAUUUUGGUGAUGAGCGACAGAGCACUGACUUCUUAAGGUCAGAUAAGCCAGUUACGAUUGUAGAGCCAUGUCCCAGCAAGGCUUCGGUGUUAUUACUGGGAGUUGCUUGUGCACUCUUAGUGCUCUUAUACAUCGCCACAAUCUUUUGCUAUUACAUGCGUAAAUGGCUGACACCUCCGAAGCAUAUGUCAUAAUCUACUUUAUCCAAGGGGCCAUAGCAAUAAUUUGCGGUCUUAAACAAAUUUCGUAACGUUCCA
Messenger RNA from Pararge aegeria (speckled wood butterfly), 2133 nucleotides. RefSeq lists its product as uncharacterized. NCBI's taxonomy places the organism in Eukaryota, Metazoa, Arthropoda, Insecta, Lepidoptera, Nymphalidae. The record is from RefSeq and is a predicted model, not a curated record. The coding region runs from base 1 to 2070 and encodes 689 amino acids. The transcript has 15 exons.